AUGGCGACUGCGACUCCUCAGGUCGGUGCUGCUAUCCCAGCUACCACCCCCGCGCCCAAACAACUUUCCGGCCUCGAUCUCUACAGCAGAUUCGCCUUCGCUGGUGCAGUCUGCUGCUCUGUCACCCACGGUGCCCUCACCCCCGUCGAUGUCGUCAAGACGAGAAUCCAGCUGGACCCUGCGACAUACAACAAUGGCAUGAUCGGUGGUUUCCGAAAGGUCAUUCAGAAUGAGGGUGCUGGUGCUCUCUUGACUGGUUUCGGCCCUACCGCAGCAGGUUACUUCUUGCAGGGUGCCUUCAAAUUCGGAGGUUACGAGUUCUUCAAGCAGCAAUCCAUCAACCUCCUCGGCUAUGAGACCGCCUCAAACAACCGCACUGCUGUCUACCUCGCCUCCUCUGCCGCCGCCGAGUUCUUCGCCGAUAUUGCUCUCUGCCCUCUCGAGGCAACCCGUAUCCGGUUGGUCUCGGAACCCACCUUCGCUUCUGGCCUCGUUGGCGGUUUUGGCAAGAUCUUCAGAAACGAGGGUAUUGGCGCUUUCUACAGCGGUUUCGGUCCCAUCUUGUUCAAGCAGGUCCCUUACACAAUGGCCAAAUUCGUCGUCUACGAGAAGGUCGCCGAGGCGGUUUGGCGCUCGUUGGACAAGGAGACCGCUUCCGAUGGCACCAAGACUGUCGUCAACCUUGGCUCUGGUCUGAUUGCUGGUUUUGCUGCCGCCAUUGUUUCCCAACCUGCCGACACCAUGCUCUCCAAGAUCAACAAGACCAAGGGCCUGCCGGGUGAGAGCACCACCAGCCGACUUUUCAAGAUUGCAAAGGAGCUUGGUUUCCGUGGUAGCUAUGCUGGUAUUGGUGCUCGUCUGUUCAUGGUUGGUACCUUGACUGCCGGUCAAUUCGCCAUCUACGGUGAUAUCAAGAGAAUUCUUGGCGCGACUGGUGGUGUCGAGAUCUCCAAGUAG
Fonsecaea pedrosoi CBS 271.37 is the source of this 957-nucleotide messenger RNA. RefSeq lists its product as uncharacterized. Gene Ontology annotation, biological process: mitochondrial phosphate ion transmembrane transport. The coding region runs from base 1 to 957 and encodes 318 amino acids. The record is from RefSeq and is a predicted model, not a curated record. Gene Ontology annotation, molecular function: phosphate transmembrane transporter activity. The transcript has 5 exons. Gene Ontology annotation, cellular component: mitochondrial inner membrane. NCBI's taxonomy places the organism in Eukaryota, Fungi, Ascomycota, Eurotiomycetes, Chaetothyriales, Herpotrichiellaceae.